AUGCUGAACAGGAUCUUCUUCCUUUGCCUGUUUCUCGGUCUGUACAGUGGAGGCUCCCUGCUGAGCUGCAGAUGGAUGGAUCAUAAAUUCAGACAGUACAGUGAAAACUCUUUGGAUCUACUAGACACCAUGGCUAAUAAUUCCACUAACACCACUGAGGAUGCUGAAGUGGACGACGCUGUGGCCUUCCCUUACGAUCUGUACAACGCGGCGUCCACAGCAUCGGCUGAGGAUAAACUUGGUUUCACGGUGCAGGUUCUGGAGGAGACGGCCGUCCUGUUUGAGGGGGAUCACAGCUCUGCGUCGUGGGAGGAGAGAAGAGCGGAGAACUUUCUCAAUGUUGUGACCCAGCAGGCCGACGGCCUUCGCUCCUGUAUCCGGAGCCACGGCCACAAGAAGAAGAACAAGAAGCUGCACAUGUAUUUCAAGAGACUCUCACGUCAUGUCCUAGAACGAGUGGGCCACAGUGCUGAAGCCUGGGAGCUGAUCAGGAAGGAAAUCAAAACCCAUCUAAUGAGAGCAGACCAGCUGGUUUCAUCUCUACUCACCGCCAACUAAAAUCUUUCUGUCG
This is a messenger RNA of Xiphias gladius (swordfish), 571 nucleotides long. Its product is annotated as interferon a3-like. Lineage: Eukaryota; Metazoa; Chordata; Actinopteri; Istiophoriformes; Xiphiidae. Gene Ontology annotation, biological process: defense response; response to exogenous dsRNA. The transcript has 5 exons. Gene Ontology annotation, cellular component: extracellular region. The record is from RefSeq and is a predicted model, not a curated record. The coding region runs from base 1 to 558 and encodes 185 amino acids. Gene Ontology annotation, molecular function: cytokine receptor binding.